This is a messenger RNA of Truncatella angustata, 309 nucleotides long. Its product is annotated as ubiquitin-related domain-containing protein. Gene Ontology annotation, cellular component: septin ring; nucleus. The record is from RefSeq and is a predicted model, not a curated record. Gene Ontology annotation, molecular function: ubiquitin-like protein ligase binding; protein tag activity. NCBI's taxonomy places the organism in Eukaryota, Fungi, Ascomycota, Sordariomycetes, Amphisphaeriales, Sporocadaceae. The transcript is spliced from 2 exons. The coding region runs from base 1 to 309 and encodes 102 amino acids. Gene Ontology annotation, biological process: protein sumoylation.
AUGUCAGGCGAGAACGAAAGCGGCAGUCCUGCUGGUGAGCGUAGCGAAGCUCCCGCUGGCGCCGAGCACCUCAACAUCAAAGUUACGGAUAACAAUAACGAGGUCUUCUUCAAGAUCAAGAGAUCUACCAAGCUCGAGAAGCUCAUGAACGCUUUCUGCGAGCGCCAGGGCAAGAGCAUGACCUCGGUCCGAUUCUUGUUCGAGGGCCAGCGUGUUCAGCCUACCGACACUCCCGACAGUCUCGAGAUGGCGGAUGGCGAUUCCCUCGAGGUUCAUCAGGAGCAGGUCGGUGGCUUCUGCCAUAUCUAA